Strongylocentrotus purpuratus (purple sea urchin) is the source of this 1066-nucleotide messenger RNA. RefSeq lists its product as uncharacterized. The transcript is spliced from 7 exons. The coding region runs from base 62 to 1027 and encodes 321 amino acids. The record is from RefSeq and is a predicted model, not a curated record. NCBI's taxonomy places the organism in Eukaryota, Metazoa, Echinodermata, Echinoidea, Camarodonta, Strongylocentrotidae.
UGUGGUGGCUGUUCAGGAUUUAGAGGAGAUAGAUGGAGUGUGGGUUGGGUCAAGAUGUACAAUGAAGUGGAGACGGCAAAGCUGGAAGGGUACCAUUCUGGCUGUUGAAGACCGGAGAGAGGCUGAGCCAGAGAAAGAGAAUGACUCCAGCGACAGUGAUGAUGACAAUAUGCCUUUAGCUGUCCUUGCUAAAAGAUCUGUGAACCAAUGUUCUACUAAAUAUGUCGCGCAGCAUUGUGGUCAUCCAUCGUGUUUCGUUGAAGUAUGGGCUGCAUGUGUCCGUUGCCAUACACUUUUGUGUCAUGGGCAUUGGAUGGGGGAUGACCCAUGUGGCUCACAUUCAUACUUUAAUGAAACGGUACCUAUCCCAGAGCAACACAAUGACGAGAAGAUCAUCUAUCAUUGUAUGCAGACCAUCAAGGACUGGGACUGUGCAGGCACUUCACCUCAGCCAUACAACGAAGACAUGGAGGAAAGAAGGCAGGACACUGACGAUGAAUGUGCUGACAGUGCAGCGCAGUCAAAAACCCACACAAACCAGGACUGGGACUGUGCAGGCACUUCACCUCAGCCAGACAACGAAGACAUGGAGGAAAGAAGGCAGGACACUGACGAUGAAUGUGCUGACAGUGCAGCGCAGUCAAAAACCCACACAAACCAGGACUGGGACUGUGCAGGCACUUCACCUCAGCCAGACAACGAAGACAUGGAGGAAAGAAGGCAGGACACUGACGAUGAAUGUGCUGACAGUGCAGCGCAGUCAAAAACCCACACAAACCAGGACUGGGACUGUGCAGGCACUUCACCUCAGCCAGACAACGAAGACAUGGAGGAAAGAAGGCAGGACACUGACGAUGAAUGUGCAGACAGUGCAGCGGAGAUAUCCAACGACGACACCAAUGAAAACACACAGGCCAUUGACGACGACUGUGCAGUUAGUGCAGCACAGUCGAAAACCCACACAAACCAGGUAAGUCAGUUUAAGGCCUCUAACUUUUUAAGUUCCCAGAACUUACAUGAUAAAUGAAUAAAGACCAACAUCCUAAACCACCCAGAAGCUUCCAAG